AUUGCCGAACAAAAAAAGUUGCUUGCAAUUUGAAGUGUUACUGUUUUGGACAACAGACAAUUUCACUAUCCGUUAAAGGUUUCGAUUUAUCUUAAGGUUGUUGUCGCUGAUUUAAAAUUUAUCCUGGGUUCGAGGAGUUAAGGUGGAUUAGAACCAAAGAUGAUAACAUCUGCCGCUGGAAUCAUUUCGCUCCUGGAUGAGGAGGAGCCCCAACUAAAGGAGUUUGCUCUACACAAGUUGAACGCCAUAGUCAAUGACUUCUGGGCUGAGAUUUCAGGAUCUGUUGACAAAAUCGAGGUCUUGUAUGAAGAUGAGACCUUUCGGAGCAGGCAGUUUGCUGCCCUUGUGGCCUCCAAGGUCUUCUACCACCUCGGAGCUUUUGAGGAGUCUUUGAACUACGCCCUGGGGGCUGGAGAACUGUUCAAUGUCUCAGACGACUCCGAGUAUGUGGAGACCAUUAUUGCCAAAUGCAUCGACCACUACACCAAGCAGCGUGUGGAGAACGCCGAGCUGCCGGAGGAUGAGGAGAAGAAAAGCAUCGACCCCCGCCUGGAAGGCAUCGUCAACAAGAUGUUCCUGCGGUGUCUGGGGGACCACAAGUACAAGCAGGCCAUCGGCAUCGCCCUGGAGACGAGGCGUCUGGACAUCUUCGAGAAGACCAUCCUCGAGUCGAACGAUGUUGGUGGCCUCCUAGCGUACAGCCUGAAGGUCUGCAUGUCACUGAUUCAAAACAAGAGCUUUCGCAAUGAGGUCCUGCGAGUGCUUGUCAAACUCUACAUGAACCUGGAAAAGCCUGAUUUCAUCAAUGUCUGUCAGUGCCUGAUCUUCCUGGACGACCCCCAGGCGGUGAGCGACAUCCUGGAGAAGCUGGUGAAGGAGGACAACCUGCUGAUGGCCUACCAGAUCUGCUUUGACCUGUACGAGAGCGCCAGCCAACAGUUCCUCUCCUCUGUCAUCCAAAACCUGCGGACCGUUGGCACGCCCAUCCCCGCUGUCCCCGGCUCCACCAACACUGGCACAGUGCCCGUUGUGGACAAAGAUAGCGAUGCCAUGGAGAUUGGUGACAAAGCAGGCAGCUCCCCUGCUGGAAAGGUUAUGGAGAUGGAUGACCCUAAUUAUCAGAAUGCCAAGAUGAUCAAAAUUCUCAGCGGGGAGAUGGCCAUUGAACUGCACCUGCAGUUCCUGAUUCGGAACAACAACACAGACCUAAUGAUUCUCAAGAACACAAAGGAUGCGGUCCGAAAUUCAGUGUGCCACACAGCCACGGUCAUAGCCAACUCCUUCAUGCAUACGGGUACCACAAGUGACCAGUUCCUCAGAGAGAACUUGGAGUGGCUAGCAAGAGCCACCAAUUGGGCCAAGUUCACAGCCACAGCCAGUCUUGGCGUCAUUCACAAGGGCCAUGAGAAAGAGGCUCUCCAGUUGAUGGCCACCUACUUGCCCAAAGACACGUCCCCCGGAUCAGCCUACCAGGAAGGAGGCGGCCUCUACGCCCUGGGACUGAUCCACGCCAACCACGGGGGUGACAUCAUCGACUACCUUCUCAGCCAGCUGAAGAACGCAAGCAACGAUAUUGUCCGUCAUGGAGGUGGUCUGGGUCUGGGCUUGGCUGCGCUGGGCACCGCGAGGCAGGACGUGUAUGAUUUGCUCAAGUCCAAUCUGUACCAGGACGAUGCAGUUACAGGCGAGGCGGCGGGCCUGGCCCUGGGUCUGGUCAUGCUGGGCUCCAAGUCUGCCCAGGCUAUCGAGGACAUGGUGGGCUACGCCCAGGAGACGCAGCACGAGAAGAUCCUGCGAGGCCUGGCCGUGGGCAUCGCCAUGGUCAUGUAUGGGCGUAUGGAGGAGGCAGACACCCUCAUCGAGAGCCUGUGCAGAGACAAGGACCCCAUCCUGCGGCGCUCUGGAAUGUACACAGUGGGCAUGGCCUACUGCGGCUCCGGUAACAACAAGGCCAUCCGGCGCCUGCUGCAUGUGGCGGUCAGUGACGUGAACGAUGACGUCAGAAGGGCAGCGGUGGAGUCCAUCGGGUUCAUCAUGUUCAGGACCCCGGAGCAGUGCCCCAGUGUGGUGUCCCUCCUGUCGGAGAGCUACAACCCCCAUGUGCGCUGUGGAGCUGCCAUGGCCCUCGGCAUCUGCUGUGCUGGUACUGGCAACAAGGAGGCCAUCAACCUGCUGGAGCCCAUGACCAACGACCCGGUGAACUACGUGAGGCAGGGGGCCCUCAUCGCCUCCGCCCUCAUCAUGAUCCAGCAGACCGAAGUGACUUGCCCCAAGGUGAACCAGUUCCGGCAGCUCUACUCCAAGGUCAUCAACGAUAAGCACGACGACGUCAUGGCCAAGUUCGGUGCCAUCCUGGCCCAGGGCAUCCUCGAUGCAGGUGGCCGAAACGUGACCAUCUCCCUGCAGUCCCGGACGGGCCACACCCACAUGCCGUCUGUGGUGGGCCUGCUGGUCUUCACCCAGUUCUGGUUCUGGUUCCCCCUCUCCCACUUCCUGUCCCUGGCAUUCACCCCCACCGCCAUCAUCGGACUCAACAAAGACCUCAAGAUGCCUAAGGUCCAGUAUCGCUCCAACUGCAAGCCCUCCACCUUCGCCUACCCACCUGCCCUGGAGGUGCCCAAGGAGAAAGAGAAGGAGAAGGUGUCUACUGCCGUUCUCUCCAUCACCGCCAAGGCCAAGAAGAAGGAGAAGGAGAAGAAGGAGAAGGAGGAGGAAAAGAUGGAAGUGGAAGUCCAGGAGGCGGAGAAGGAGAAGGAGAAGGAGAAGAAGGAAGAGGAGAAGGAGAAGGAGAAGGAGAAAGAGAAGGAGAAAGAGAGGAAGAAGGAGCCCGAGCCCAACUUCCAGCUGCUGGAGAACCCUGCCAGGGUGAUGCCCGCGCAGCUCAAAGUCCUCAACAUGCCCGAGACCUGCCGCUACCAGCCCUUCAAACCGCUGCACACGGGCGGCAUCAUCAUCAUGAGGGACACCAGCGAGGAGGACGAGGAGCUGGUGGAGCCCGUCUCGGCCCACGGGCCCAAGAUCGAGGAGGAGGAGCAGGAGCCGGAGGCCCCGGAGCCCUUCGAGUACGUUGACGAGUAGAUGGACGCACGGCCGAGGUGGCGUCCCAAGGCUCCUGAAUUGGAAUCUUCGCAUCCCAGCAUGCACCUCUUUCUCCCCCCCACCCCUCCCUCACUUACAAUCCCAACCCCACCCCCCUCCUCUCCUCCCCACAUCCCCUCUUUUACAUGUUCCUUCCCUGGCCUGGCCCCUCUGUCAGACAGGGAAUGUUUUACAUUCACUCUUGUUAAACUGUAUCAUUUUCUGUCAGUACAAUAAAAAAAAAAAAAGAGAUAUAUUGGA
Messenger RNA from Osmerus eperlanus (European smelt), 3339 nucleotides. RefSeq names its product proteasome 26S subunit, non-ATPase 1 (gene psmd1). Lineage: Eukaryota; Metazoa; Chordata; Actinopteri; Osmeriformes; Osmeridae. The transcript has 25 exons. Gene Ontology annotation, biological process: regulation of protein catabolic process; proteasome-mediated ubiquitin-dependent protein catabolic process. Gene Ontology annotation, molecular function: enzyme regulator activity. Gene Ontology annotation, cellular component: proteasome regulatory particle, base subcomplex; proteasome storage granule; proteasome complex. The record is from RefSeq and is a predicted model, not a curated record. The coding region runs from base 160 to 3078 and encodes 972 amino acids.